Molecule: messenger RNA, 5810 nt
Organism: Teleopsis dalmanni
Lineage: Eukaryota; Metazoa; Arthropoda; Insecta; Diptera; Diopsidae
Gene: didum
Product: unconventional myosin-Va
Exons: 22
Coding region: 209-5653 (1814 amino acids)
Biological process (GO): vesicle transport along actin filament; actin filament organization
Cellular component (GO): myosin complex; cytoplasm; vesicle
Molecular function (GO): actin filament binding; microfilament motor activity; ATP binding
Source: RefSeq, a predicted model, not a curated record
UAUAUUUUUAGUUUUCUUCUUAUGGCAUUAAACUUACUUGCGGGCUCUUUGUUUAAAUUUCAAAAUUGUAGAUUAAAUGUUUAGUUUAUUUCAAAUAAUCAAUAAAAAUAUAAAAUAUUUGUGCAAAAUUUUCAAUAAAAAUUAAACCUUGAAUGAAUUUAAAAAGUAUAAUUUGUGUUUGUAAAGAAUUGAAUCAAUCAGUGAAAAUAUGUCAAGUGAGGAGAUGCUAUAUGCACAGGGUGCAAAAAUAUGGGUUCCACAUCCAGAAGAAGUAUGGGAGGGAGCUUCACUGGAACAAGACUAUCAUAAAGGAGAUACAGUUAUCAAAAUAGUAAAAAAUACUGGACGACAGCUCGAGUUAGCAAUCAAACCAAAUGGCAGUAAUUUACCGCCAUUGAGGAAUCCUCAAAUUUUGAUUGGUCUUAAUGAUUUAACAUCCUUAUCUUAUUUACAUGAACCGGGUGUUUUACAUAAUUUAAGGGUUCGAUUUUGUGAUCGUCAAAAUAUUUACACAUAUUGUGGAAUAAUUUUAGUUGCCAUAAAUCCAUAUGCUUCGUUAUCACUUUAUGGGUCCAGUAUUAUACGCGCUUAUCGUGGCCGAUCUAUGGGCGAGCUGGAACCGCAUAUAUAUGCUAUUGCAGAGGAAGCAUACACAAAAUUAGAGCGUGAAAAAUGUAAUUUAAGUGUAAUUGUAAGUGGCGAGUCGGGUGCUGGUAAAACCGUGUCAGCUAAAUAUACAAUGCGUUAUUUUGCCGCAGUCGGAGGUUCAGAGUCUGAGACACAAGUAGAAAGAAAAGUAUUAGAAUCCUCACCAAUUAUGGAAGCUUUUGGUAAUGCUAAAACAACAAGGAAUGACAAUAGUUCACGUUUUGGAAAAUUUACAAAGUUAUUGUUUAAAAAUAAUAUGGGUGUGAUGAAUCUUACUGGUGCCACAAUGCACACAUAUUUGCUGGAAAAGUCACGUGUUGUAUUUCAAGCGCCUGGAGAACGUAAUUAUCAUGUCUUCUAUCAACUUUGUGCAGCCCGUGAUAAAUAUCCAGAGCUAAUUCUUGAUCAUCAAGAUAAAUUUGAUUACUUAAAUAUGGGAAAGUCGCCUGAUAUAGAAAAUGUUUCAGAUAGGAAACUUUUUAAAGAAACCUUACACGCUAUGAGCGUGUUAGGUUUUAGUAAAAAUCAGAUUACCGAUAUACUAAAAAUUCUAGCUGGCAUCUUGCAUUUAGGAAAUAUUAAAUUUGGAUAUAAAUAUAAAAAGGAUUCAGAGGAAAUCGACCCUGAUGGUUGUGAUAUAAACGUUAAUGAUCUACAUUUACAAUUGACGGGUGAAAUGUUGAGAGUGAACUCAGAUGAUUUACGCAAAUGGCUAACUACUCGACAAAUUGAAUCUGUAAAUGAGCAUGUACUUAUACCUAAUACUAUGGAAAUAUCAUAUGCAGCUAGAGAUGCAUUAGCUAAGCAUAUAUAUGCAAAACUGUUUCAACACAUUGUUGAUGUUACCAACAAAAGCUUGAACAUGGGAAACAAGCAAAGCUGUUUUAUUGGCGUGCUCGAUAUUUACGGUUUUGAGACUUUUGAUGUUAACUCAUUCGAGCAGUUUUGUAUUAAUUAUGCUAACGAAAAACUACAACAACAAUUUAAUCAACAUGUUUUUAAACUUGAGCAAGAAGAAUAUCUAAAAGAAGGCAUUACGUGGACAAUGAUUGAUUUUUAUGACAACCAGCCAUGUAUUGAUUUGAUUGAAUCAAAAUUAGGUGUACUAGAUCUUUUAGAUGAAGAGUGCAGGAUGCCAAGAGGAUCAGAUGAAAGUUGGGUUGGAAAAUUGAUAGAGAAAUGCAAAAAGUUUCCUCAUUUCGAGAAACCACGUUUUGGGACAACAAGUUUCUCUGUCAAACAUUUCUCUGACACUGUGCAAUAUGACGUUCAUGGAUUUCUUGAUAAGAAUCGUGACACCGUUUCUAAACAACUUGUUAAUGUAAUUCGUCUGUCGGAAUUGCCGUUGUGUAAACUUUUAAUUGAAUUGGAAGAAAUUGACACGCUCAGCACGGAUGGUGCAAAAACUCAAGCUAUGGGUGGUCGGGUUGUAAUAAGUGCAGCAAAGCAACAGCUGCCUGCUGAUUACCGACGUCGAGUUGCACCUUCCAAACAACAUAAACGUUCUGUGGGAUCUCAAUUCCGUGAGAGCUUAUCUUCACUAAUAAAUACAUUGCAUGCGACUACACCACAUUAUGUACGAUGCAUCAAGCCUAACGAUGAUAAAAUUGCCUUCAAAUGGGAAGCCUCUAAGAUUGUACAACAAUUACGUGCCUGUGGUGUACUAGAAACAGUACGCAUAUCAGCUGCUGGAUUUCCAUCACGUUGGAUAUAUCAUGAUUUCUAUAUGCGCUAUCAAUUAUUGUGUCAUCGCACAUUAAUCAAUAAAAAUGAUUUGAAGCAAUCAUGUUUCAAUAUUGUGCAAAAUUGGAUUACAGAUGAAGAUAAAUAUCGUUUUGGCAAUACGCAAAUAUUUUUUAGAGCGGGUCAAGUUGCUUACUUGGAGCAGGUGCGCGCCAAUUUACGUAAAAAAUAUAUAACUCUUAUACAGUCGGUAGUACGUCGUUUUAUAUGUCGUAAACGAUUUCAAAGGCUACAGCGUACAGCACUUGGACUACAACGGUAUGCACGUGGCUGUUUGGCACGAAGAAAAGCUCAGGCAAUACGAGAGCAUCGAGCUGCACUUGUUAUAUCGAAGUAUGCACGUGGUUGGCUUAUAAGGCGGAGAUAUGUACGUUUGAGACGUUCAAUUUGUGGUAUACAACAGUAUGCACGCGGUAUGUUAGCUCGUAAACGGUUUCGUGAUGUUAUGGACCAUUAUCGUGCUACGGAGAUUCAACGUUUCAUGCGAGGUUAUUUGGCUCGUCGCGCUUAUCAUAAGAGACGACACGAUAUUAUUAUAUGCCAAGCUGCGGUUAGACGAUUUUUGGCUAGACGUAGAGUGAAGAAAAUGAAAACCGAAGCGAAAACCAUUUCUCACAUAGAAAAGAUGUAUAAGGGUCUUGAGAAUAAAAUUAUAUCAAUGCAACAGAAGAUUGAUGAAUUAAAUCGUGAAAAUAGUAACUUGAAGCAUAAGACAAGUGAAAUAUCCGUUCUUAAAAUGAAAUUGGAAUUAAAAAAAACACUAGAAGGCGAAGUUAAAAAUUUAAAAUUAGUGCUUGCAGAAAAAGAUAAAGUAUUAACACAUUUAACCAAACAAUUGGAAAUUGAACGCGAUGAGAAAAUGCAAUUACUUGAAGACAAGGAUAAUACCGCUGAACAAUUUACAAAGCAAAAACAAAUAUGGCGUAUAGAGAACGAUGAUUUGCGUAAACAAAUCGAUGAUAUGAUUGAAAUGGCGAAAAAAGUUGAAACAAAAGCUGCCGUACAACGAGAAAAUAAUAAUGAAUCUAAAGAAAUACAAGAGGCUUAUCAAAAGUUACUUAAAGACAAAGAAAUAGUGGAAAAUGAAAAUUACCUACUGAAAGAGGAACUAUCGCGGAUGCAAAAAUCGAAUGGUACUGAUUUUGUUUAUCAUACUAGAUCGCCAAGUAACGCUUCUAGCCAGAAUGAAGACGAUGUAGGCUAUGUAUCUGGAAAGAAUACGUUGGAAGUGACUCGCAGCCAAGGAGGCUUUGGAAAGGCCCCACAUUUAUCACAAUCAGAUAUAACUCCGGGCCAAGUUGGACUUGUUCUUAAGUUACGUGAUAUUUUGGAAUAUGAAAAACGCAAAAAUAAAAUACUUGGUGAUCAGCAUGAAAAGUUAAUGAAUCGCAACAAGAACACUGAGGAUUCUAUAAGAGUAACUGAACUUGAAGUUGAAAAUGAAAAGCUACGAAAUGAUUACGAACUUUUGCGGAACAGUAUAAAGAGAGGAACGGAAAUGCAUGAACUUGAUGCGCAAUUUUAUGCACUACAAGAUGAAUUACGACGACGUCGUGAGGAAUGCAUUCAACUCAAAGGUGUAUUACAGCAACAAAGUCAGUCAUUAAAAUCGUAUGGAAAUGGAAAUGGAUCGUUAAAUAAAAAUGAAUUUAAAAAUCCCCAGGAAAAUAAUGACCUGGCUGAAGCAUUCCAAGCUCAGAAACUUGUCAAUCGACAAUUGGAAUCUGAACUUAGUGCCUUGACUGAAGAAAAUAAUGCUCAUUUGGCUGAACUAAGUAGACAGAUUGAUGAUCUUCGUAAUGAAAAACAGCAAUUGCAAAAUAUUAUGCAAACUGAUCUUGACAAUGUUAAUGAAAAGGAUAUGGAUAAAGUUGUACAGAAUGAACGUUAUUUACGUUACGAAUUGGACAAAACUCUAAACCAAUAUUCCCAUCUGCAGGAAGAAUUGAAUGUUAUGGGUCGCAAAUUUGAUACAUUGAAGUUCGGCAAUGACAAAAUGGCACUGAAACUUGAACAGUUAGGUGUGCCAACUGUAGAGAACGCCGCAAAAGAAGAAACUGCCAGGCCAGUUACACAAGUUACUAAACAAAAAAUGCAAAACUAUCAAGGUGUUAUGAAAUUCCAGAGUUCAGAUCUAGACAAAAUUUUACAUCGCCUUAUAAACAGUAUGACGCCUCGUAUUGCCAUUGGAUUAUUGCCCGGUUUUCCGGCCUAUAUAUUAUUUAUGUGUAUACGUUAUACUGAUUUAAUUAAUGCUGAUGACGAUGUACGUGAACUUUUAAGUAAAUUUGUGGUGCAAAUCAAGAAAAUUCAUCGUAAUCCUCAUGUCAUAGAAGUUCGAACUUUGUGGCUAGUAAAUUCUAUAGCGUUAUUAAAUUUAUUAAAACAAUAUGGUGAUGUUGAAGAGUAUGUGAAAUACAAUACAUUAAAGCAAAAUCAGCAACAAUUAAAAAAUUUCAAUCUCUACGAGUAUCGUCGCGUAGUGCUUGAAAUAAUCAACAGUUUAUAUCAUGUAUUAGUAAAACAAGUUCAAGGAUUUUUGGAACCAUUAAUAGUACCUGCAAUACUCGAUAACGAUGAAAUUAAGCGUGGUAGACAAACACAAAAUAUACGUGGACAUACCACGUCUAAUGAUCCAUCAUCUCCUGACCAUUCAAAAAUAGCUGCUUGGAAACAGUUAAUACAGAAGCUGGAACACUUUUUCAAACAGUUCUAUCAUUUUGGUUUGGAUCGCUGCUAUUCGGAGCAAAUAUUCAAUCAGUUAUUAUAUUUUAUCUGUGCUGCUGCCAUGAAUUGUUUAAUGUUAUGCGGCGAUAUGUGCAUGUGGGAGACAGGAAUGAUUAUUCGAUAUAAUUUAGGCCAUAUUGAAGAUUGGGUUAGAGAAAAGAAAAUGUCAAAUGAUGUUCUAUUGCAAUUGGCACCAUUAAACCAGAUAUCUCAGCUUUUGCAAUCCCGGAAAAGCGAACAAGAUGUGCAAAGCAUUUGUGACUUAUGUACAUCUCUUAACACAGCACAAGUACUUAAGGUUAUGAAAUCAUACAAAUUGGAUGAUUAUGAGGGUAAAAUAACAAGUACAUUCAUGGAAACAUUAACAGAGAAAUUAAAUGCACGUCCAUUGAUGAAUAACAAUAUUCAUGACUUUACUAUGGAUCAGAAGUUUAUACAUCCAUUCAAAGUAGUUUUUAAAUAUAGCGAUGUAAAAUUAGAAGAGAUUGAUUUACCAAAACAUUUAAACCUCGACGAAUUACUCGUUAAGAUAUAAUUUUGCUGAACAAGUAAACUUUUAGCAUUCAACGUAUUUAAUUAAAGUAUUAGUAAUAGUUGUUCCUUAUCGUUGCCAAUCGAUGUUAAAAAUUAGCUGAAUUUUUAGUUAAAAUUAUUUAUUUUUAUUUGAUUCAUGCAAAUUUUAAUAAAUUUAU